Messenger RNA from Lichtheimia ornata, 639 nucleotides. RefSeq lists its product as uncharacterized. Lineage: Eukaryota; Fungi; Mucoromycota; Mucoromycetes; Mucorales; Lichtheimiaceae. The transcript has 4 exons. The record is from RefSeq and is a predicted model, not a curated record. The coding region runs from base 1 to 639 and encodes 212 amino acids.
AUGUCCGAACUAUCGUCCUCAUUGCCAGCCGCUUUCAACAAUGCCACGUCUUCACUUUAUUCAGGGCAACAACAAUUACAACGACGGCAACUACAACAAAUGCAAAACAACAAAGACAAUGAAGGCAAUAAGCAGAGACCACCUGGUGCAAUAUCAUUUGUGCCACCGAAUCUCUAUCGCACUUCAUUACUUCCACAAGAUUCAAACGAUCCAUGGACAGGGGCUUGGGGUCUCAAAGGCUUCUUGGUCAAAACACGAUGCACCAAAGAGACGAUGCAGGAUAAACAACAACAACAACAGCAACAGCAACAGCCCAGUGAACGAGAUUACUUUGCACAUAAUCACCACGCUUCUACACAAGAUCGUCUCAAAUGCUUUGAUCGUAUCCAUGCAUUGGAAUCAGAUGCUGAACCACUUAUCAACAACGCUAGUGCACAUCGUAUCAUUCGACGUAAUGCAAUCAUUGUUCUCUCACACGCAGUAUCGACCACAUUCUCGAAAAGACAGCACUACGAGCAUGCCCUAACAGAUGAGCCAUCAGCACUUUUCCACGGCAGCAGUGUACCAGCUGACAUGAACAUUGCAUCAACAACAAGCGAGUCACCUGUUGUGGGGGCCAUCAAGGAACCCAAUUUGUGA